This is a messenger RNA of Vespa crabro (European hornet), 2502 nucleotides long. It is a transcript of the gene Cpsf73, whose product is annotated as cleavage and polyadenylation specificity factor 73. Gene Ontology annotation, biological process: mRNA 3'-end processing by stem-loop binding and cleavage. The transcript has a single exon. Bases 159 to 2219 code for a protein of 686 amino acids. The record is from RefSeq and is a predicted model, not a curated record. Gene Ontology annotation, molecular function: RNA endonuclease activity; 5'-3' exonuclease activity; RNA binding. Lineage: Eukaryota; Metazoa; Arthropoda; Insecta; Hymenoptera; Vespidae. Gene Ontology annotation, cellular component: mRNA cleavage and polyadenylation specificity factor complex.
GGUAAAGAUUUCAUAUUUCUUUGAUCAGACUCUAACGAUGCGUGUCGCUACACUUAACCUAAAAUGUUUGUAUUAUCUUAGAUAAUUAUUUUACUCUUUUUUAUAAUUUAUAAAAAUAUUAAAACGUUUCGUGGGAUUAAAAAGAAAAAAAAAAAAAAAUGACUACGAAAAGGAAACCUGAAACACAAGUACCAGCAGAAGAAAGUGAUUUACUUUCAAUUCGACCACUUGGUGCGGGUCAAGAGGUUGGAAGAUCGUGUAUAAUGUUGGAAUUUAAAGGAAAAAAAAUUAUGUUGGACUGUGGUAUACAUCCUGGAUUAUCUGGUAUGGACGCUUUACCAUUUGUAGAUUUAGUAGAAGCUGAUGAAAUAGAUUUGUUACUGAUCUCACAUUUUCAUUUGGAUCAUUGCGGUGCCUUACCGUGGUUUCUUCAGAAGACAAGUUUCAAAGGACGUUGUUUCAUGACUCAUGCAACUAAAGCAAUUUAUCGUUGGCUUUUAUCUGAUUAUAUUAAAGUAAGUAAUAUUGCAACAGAGCAAAUGCUAUAUACAGAAUCAGAUUUAGAGACUAGUAUGGAUAAAAUAGAAACAAUAAAUUUUCAUGAGGAAAAAGAUGUUUUUGGGAUAAAGUUUUGGGCAUAUAAUGCUGGACACGUGUUAGGUGCUGCUAUGUUUAUGAUAGAAAUAGCUGGUGUUAAAAUUUUAUAUACUGGAGAUUUUAGUCGUCAAGAGGAUAGGCAUUUAAUGGCUGCUGAAAUACCAAAUAUCCAUCCGGAUGUAUUAAUAACAGAAUCUACGUAUGGAACACAUAUUCAUGAGAAGAGAGAAGACAGAGAAGGAAGAUUUACAAAUUUAGUUCAUGAAAUUGUUAAUCGAGGUGGUAGAUGUUUGAUACCAGUUUUUGCUUUAGGAAGAGCACAAGAACUUCUUCUUAUUUUGGAUGAAUAUUGGAGUCAACAUCCUGAAUUACAUGAAAUACCAAUUUAUUAUGCAUCUUCUUUGGCAAAAAAAUGUAUGGCUGUUUAUCAAACAUACGUGAAUGCAAUGAAUGAUAAAAUUAGACGGCAGAUAGCAAUUAAUAAUCCAUUUGUAUUCAAACAUAUUUCAAAUUUAAAAGGUAUUGAUCAUUUUGAAGAUAUUGGACCUUGCGUGGUUAUGGCAUCUCCAGGUAUGAUGCAAAGUGGCUUAUCAAGAGAAUUAUUUGAAUCUUGGUGUACUGAUGCAAAGAAUGGUGUUAUAAUAGCUGGUUACUGCGUAGAGGGUACAUUAGCAAAAACUAUUUUAUCGGAACCAGAAGAAAUUACAACUAUGUCCGGACAGAAAUUGCCAUUGAAAAUGUCAGUCGAUUACAUAUCAUUUUCAGCUCACACUGAUUAUCAACAAACUUCAGAAUUUAUACGUAUUUUGAAACCACCGCAUGUAGUACUUGUACAUGGUGAACAGAAUGAAAUGGGAAGAUUAAAAGCUGCUUUACAACGAGAAUAUGAAGAUGAUCCAAAUACCACAAUGGAAAUUCAUAAUCCUAGGAAUACAGUUGCUGUAGAGUUAUAUUUUAGAGGAGAAAAAACUGCUAAAGUUAUGGGCACAUUAGCCAUGGAAACACCAAAUCCAGGACAAAAAUUAUCUGGUGUUUUGGUUAAACGUAAUUUUAAUUAUCAUAUGUUAGCUCCUUGUGAUUUAUCAAAAUACACAGAUAUGAGUAUGAGUCAAGUUAUACAACGGCAAAGUGUCUACUUUUCAGCUUCGUUACCAGUAUUAAAACAUCUUCUAACGCAAAUAGCCGGCAACUUAGAAGUUAUAGAUGAUAAAAAAUUAAGGGUUUUUAAAAAUAUUGAUGUGACUAUUGAUGGAAAGAUUGUUAUGAUGGAAUGGAUUGCCACACCAGUGAAUGAUAUGUAUGCAGACUCUGUUUUAACUGCAAUAUUGCAAGCUGAGAUGAUGGAACAACCUCCUAAAAUGUUACCUGCACCAACAAAAAUGGAUAGAAUGCAUUUUAAAGAAUGUCUAAUAGAAAUGUUACAAGAAAUGUUCGGAGAAGAUUCAGUUCCGAAAAUUUUUAAAGGAGAAAAAUUAUAUGUAACUGUUGAUGGUAAAAAGGCACAUAUAGAUUUAUUAAACUUAGAAGUUACCAGUAAAGAUGACGAAACUUUCCAACAAAUAGUACAAACAGCUGUAACAAAGCUACAUCAAUCAUUAGCACCACCUUGUGAUACAAUAUGAGUGAUUACAUUUUCAAAUAUUUUUAUAUGCUUGCACAAUACAUAUUAUGAAAUAUGAUUUAUUUCGAUUAAUAUUUUAAUAUAUCAAAAAUACAUAAAAUAUAGAAAUUACAUUUCCAUUGAUUUUCUAAUAUGACAAGGUAUAUAUUAUAAUAGUUUAUAAUCGGUACAUUCUUCAUUCUGUAAAUAUGAUUUAAAAUUCACGAUAUCAUAUAAUAUUUUAUAUUAUUUUAAAUAAGUUAAAAAUUAAAUAAAUAAAAAAUUAAUAAUAAAUUAAAGAUUAA